CUUCAAUUAUGGUGUUGUGAUCCAAUUUAUGAUAUUCUUGAUGCAGUACUCAUGACUACUGUCUUCAUGUCAAAAUCUAGGUUGUCUUGAUGUUCAGUUUAUGCGAUCUUGCCGCCAUAAAAUGAGGAUUUCGUGCCAUUUUUUGGUAAUAUUCAAGAUAAGUCAUAUUCAAGAUAAAAUCGUACGUAUAUUGAAGAUAAAUCGUCAAGAUCAACGUGUUUAAUAAAGACUUACUACGGGUUAAUCGGCUAGCUUUGCUGAGGAGAUUUUCUACAAAAUAAAUCGUGUUCAAAGUGCAACUCAAAGCUAAAGCACAAGAUGGCUUUAUCUGAUUCGUCGAAAUAUGAAGAGGAUAUAAGUGAUUUGACCAACACCCCAUCAACACCUUCGACACCAGGUGACGAAAACAUGGAGAAAAAACAUCCUUUAAACGAUUCGUUGUUGAAAGGAAAAAGAGCAUUGCAAAUGCCCGAUCGAUCUCCUAAAUCAGAGCGAAAGAUUUCAUUAAAGGAAAUGAAGAGAAGUUACAGACAUGAAAAACGACGAAUGACGGAAAAAGUGACGAGCACUUUGUUAGAUCCUGCCGUGGUUAUUUUAUCGUCUUGGUUGAAGAUAAGAGGAACCCUAAAAAACUGGGCACGAUUUUGGUGUGUCGUCAAACCUGGUGCUUUGGUUAUUUACAAGAACAAUAAGGAAGAACAGUGGGUCGGUACAGUUAUUCUAAAUGGUUGUGAGUUUAUCGAGAGGCCAUCAAAGAAAGAGGGAUUUUGUUUCAAGAUAUAUCAUCCUUUACAAAAUUACAUUUGGUCGACAAAAGGACCACGUGGUGAGAUUGCCGGUGCGUUAGUUGGUAUUCCUUUACCAAAGGAUCAUUUGAUAUUACGAUCUGCCUCGGAAACUGAUGGUAGGUGCUGGCUAGAUGCAUUGGAAGUUUCUCACAAACAAGCUUACAACAUGCAUCGAGACAAUAAAGGAAUGGUUAGCGAUCUUUAUGGUAAGCCCACUUCAACGGAAGAUCGAGAAGAAGAGACUGCACAAGCUAUGGGUCACUUAAGCGCAGCUGGCGGAGUGGAGAUCGAUGAAGUGAGCACAGAUGCCAUGGAUAAAUCUGAUUCGGAGGAUGAGAAUGCAGAUAAUGGAAUUAUAGACUAUGCAGACAGUGGUUCGAUCGUUGAAACAACGUACACUGAAGAAAAGGAACCUGAAUAUCUUGGAGAGUGCGGAGAAGCUAGGGAAGAUAUGGAGGAUGAAGGAAAAAGUAUAUUAUGGAGCUUGAUGAAACAGGUGAAACCCGGCAUGGAUCUAUCAAAAGUAGUUCUACCAACUUUUAUUCUGGAGCCAAGGUCGUUUCUCGAUAAAUUAUCCGAUUUCUACUUUCACGCCGACAUUAUUUCCAAGGCUGUGAAACACGAGAGUCCGUACGACAGAAUGAAAAAUGUUGUUAAGUGGUACCUAUCUGGAUUUUACAAGAAACCGAAGGGUUUAAAAAAGCCGUAUAAUCCAAUCAUCGGAGAAAGAUUCCGAUGUUAUUGGAAGCACGAGGAAACUGGUUCCCGGACGUUUUUUGUUGCUGAACAAAUAUCCCAUCAUCCUCCUAUAUCCGGUUUCUAUGUUGCAAACCGACAAGAUGGAUUUGUUGUAAAUGGUUGCAUCUUAGCGAAAUCGAAGUUUUAUGGUAACUCGACCUCAGCCAUAAUGGAUGGUUUAGCGACAUUGACAUUGUUACCUCAUGGUGAAGACUAUGUAAUAUCUAUGCCGUACGCACAUUGCAAAGGAUUGCUUAUUGGAACUCUUACGAUGGAGUAUGGUGGUGCGGUCAAAAUUGAAUGCGAAAAGACUGGGUACCACACCGAGAUUGAAUUUAAACUGAAACCGUUUUGGAAAAAGAUCGGUGAAAGUAACCGUAUUUCAGGAAAAAUUAAAAUGGGAAAACAAACUCUUUGUAAACUGGAGGGAAAAUGGGAUGGCGAGGUGUUGAUGACUGAUCUUCGUAAUGUGGGAAAAUCACGUACAGAGGAAGAUGUGCUGCCAGACUUAUUUUGGGAGCCUAGUUUGAGCAUACGCAAUGCUAGGUUGAAACGUCAUGUUGUUGACAUUGAUGACCAGGAAGAGUUUGAAUCACAAAAGUUGUGGCGUUAUGUAAGUGAUGCAAUCCGUGCCAGCGACCAGGUGAAGGCGACUGAAGAGAAAUUUAAACUCGAAGAAGAACAACGCAGAGGACAUCGCGAACGGAAAGAACAGGGGGUGGACUGGGUUCCAACGUUCUUUGAAAGGGAUCCUUAUCAUCCGGGGGCCCUUAACAGAUACAUUUAUAAAUAUAAAAACGUCCGUCCUUGGGAUCCGAUCACUGAUGUAAGGGAAUAUGAAAACGAAUUCAAGAUAAAAACACAAACUCGCAUUCGGGCACCCAUGGUAAAGCAACAAAGUCUUGUUGCGAUAAAAGUCAGCUCGACAUCUGGCGACGAUGAUAAUUCACAUUUUUUUCAUGAGCGUGCCUCGUCUUUCAGGCAGCACGAACGUUUAAGCAGUUUGGAAGACGAUGAUGUUGCGUCAUUUGCUCAAACUCUAAAACCUUUGCUCGAAGCCCAAACAGAACUUAAGGAACAGAUUCGAUCAAUCCGUAGCGAUAUGAGGCGUUAUCAUACGGCUAAUAGUGAUCAAUUUACUCAACUACAGACUAAAGAUUGGAUAUUGUUUUGUUUAUUAACCUUAGCGUUCAUAUGGCAAUGGUAUUUUUCACGAAUGAAGAUCAACUAGGCUGUAGAUGGAAUUAUUUUACCCUUCUAACAAAAAAUUGCAUAUAUACAUAUAUAGUAGGUAUAAGACAUAAAUUUUUUCGCACAUGGCUAACGGGUUUCUUGGAUGAUUUUUUGUGCAUUAAAGUGCCGAUUAUAACUAAUUGUCAUAUGAUUUCUUUUGAAUUACAACUACAAUUUGACCUUUGAA
Xenia sp. Carnegie-2017 is the source of this 2946-nucleotide messenger RNA. RefSeq names its product oxysterol-binding protein-related protein 8-like. The transcript is spliced from 25 exons. NCBI's taxonomy places the organism in Eukaryota, Metazoa, Cnidaria, Anthozoa, Malacalcyonacea, Xeniidae. Gene Ontology annotation, molecular function: cholesterol binding. The record is from RefSeq and is a predicted model, not a curated record. Gene Ontology annotation, cellular component: intracellular membrane-bounded organelle; cytosol; membrane. Bases 319 to 2757 code for a protein of 812 amino acids.